This is a messenger RNA of Microbotryum saponariae, 2155 nucleotides long. NCBI's taxonomy places the organism in Eukaryota, Fungi, Basidiomycota, Microbotryomycetes, Microbotryales, Microbotryaceae. The record is from the annotation of a GenBank genome assembly.
AUGUCGACCCCUCCACGACGCACUCGACCACAAGUCGAGAUCCAUGAACUGGCCGAGUCGCCCAAGUCGUGUUCGGGUUCGUCGCCUUUCCCCCACAGUCCUGCGAUCGUUGCGUUUGGGACUUCAACUUCGUCGUCUCCGUCGUCGUCGUCGUCGAGCUCGGAGCAUGAUCGAGCCGCCGCCAGCAGCGGUGACGCGCACACGACCAAGGCCACGACGACCACGACCACGACCACGACCACGACCACGACGACCACGUCCAAGGCCCAGGGAAUCCACCCAGACCGUGUACUCCCCUUCGUGGUGACCAACAACAGCUCCGGUAUCUCGUCCGACUCACCCACGACCGCUUCUCCGUCCCCCAUGGACUACUACACCCGUCGAGGACUGAACCGCGGCGCCGGUCAUCGCAGCAGCCCGUCGGCCUCCCCCUUGCUCCCAAGGCGGUCCUCACCCGGCGGUCGAGCUGGAGGGAGUAACCUCAGCAACGAUGAUGGAUUGGACGAAGUCGAUCGGGAUGCCCCCCGGAGGUGGGCCAGGCUCGAGAAGGAUUACCAGGACGAUCGACCGGGCAUAUUGGGGGCAUUCGAUCGCACCAAGGACUUUGUCAAGCGGAACGAAGGUCCGUGCGCGCGUCCCAUCAGUUGGGUGCUUGAAACUUACGCUGAAUAGUUUACCAUUUGAACAGGCUUCUUGUUGAUCGGAGCUGCCCAGGCAUUUUUUGCGACGAUUUCCGCUUGCGUCAAGGUUCGUCAGCGAUUUCACUCGCGCCGCUCUGACCGAGAUUCGUCCGGAGACUGACGAAGGAUUCAUCCCACAGGCACUACAGGAGCGAAUGAACAUGCCCGUAUGGGAGCUCAUCCUCAUUCGCAUGUCCUUGACCUGGUACGCAUCCCUUUCCUCACGACCUAUGAUCCGACUCGGACCAGCGGGCAGAAAGCUCAUCGAAUCUGAUGAGAAACAGGAUCGGCUGCUACACCUGGAUGCGCUGCAACAACGUCGAACACCCCUUCCUCGGUCCCCCGGGGGUGCGUUUACUCCUUGCCGCCCGAGGCUUCGUCGGCUUCUGGGGCAUCGCCCCACUUUACUAUUCGUUGCGCUACAUCCCCCUCAGUGACGCGACCGUGCUCGGCUUCCUCGCCCCCUUCAUCAUCGGCGUCCUCGGCAGCGUCUUUCUCGGUGAAGCCUACUCGCUGACCGAAGGCCUCGUCGCGCUCGUCUCAUUGUGCGGUGUCGUGCUCAUCGCCAAACCGUCCUUCCUCUUCCCCGGCCAUCUCUCCCAAGCUCCCGAAGGCGUCACGCCCGAACAACGUACUUUUGCCGUCUUCGUCUGCCUCGGCUCCUCCUUCGGUGCGGCCGCAGCCUACCUGCUGAUCCGCAAGAUCGGCAAACGAGCCAGCGCGACGCAUUCGAUCGCGUAUUUCUCCAUCUACUGCUGCCUCGUAUCUAGCCUGUAUCCGAUCUUUUUCGACUCGCCGCCGGUUUUCUAUUUCACCGAUCCGACAUUUUGGUUGUUGAUCACCCCGAUCGGAAUCUUUGGCUUUGUCGCGCAGGCGUGAGUGAUGCAGACCAGGCCUCUUCUUUGCACUCUUGCGUCUUACGAAGGACUCGAAUUCUCAACUUUCCAUGAUGAUCCCCUCUCCGUCGCAGUCUAUUGACCCUAGGUCUUCAACGCGAAGCCGCCGGACGCGGUUCGCUCGCCGUCUUUUCCAACUUGCUCUUCGCGAUGUUGAUCGAAAAGAUCGUGUUUGGUAAAUGGCCCGAUUUGCUCUCCCUCUGUGGAGCGGCGAUCAUCGUUGCCGGUGGGGUCAAGAUCGCUUUGAUGAAAGUCAGUCAGGCGAAUCAAGCCGUCGUACAGGGGACCGAUCGUGGGAGGGGGGAGCAAGGGGAGGCGGAGAGGGAUUUGGAAGGUGGUGGUGGAGGAGGGUUACAGAUCCGGGAGGACGAUGCGUCCGAAGAGGAAGAGGGUUCGAUACGAGGUGGAGAAAUCAAGGGGAACGGUAAGGACCACCAACCUGGGUCGACACAUUUACAAGUUAAGAGGACGACGAAACCGAGGUCGAAUUCGUUCGGGAGUGGGUUGGCCGAGGCGUUGUUGGAAGAGUCCGAGGUGGAUCGUAGGUCCGAGGUCGCGGCGACGGCGCUGAAUAGAUGA